Messenger RNA from Zygosaccharomyces rouxii, 4371 nucleotides. RefSeq names its product Nup170p (gene NUP170). Gene Ontology annotation, molecular function: structural constituent of nuclear pore. Lineage: Eukaryota; Fungi; Ascomycota; Saccharomycetes; Saccharomycetales; Saccharomycetaceae. The record is from RefSeq and is a predicted model, not a curated record. Gene Ontology annotation, biological process: RNA export from nucleus; protein import into nucleus; protein localization to nuclear inner membrane. Gene Ontology annotation, cellular component: nuclear pore; nuclear pore inner ring. The transcript has a single exon. The coding region runs from base 1 to 4371 and encodes 1456 amino acids.
AUGUAUUCCACACCUUUAAAAAGUAGAAUUGACUACAACAACAGCACGUUUGCUGGUUCACAGUCGCUUUCUAAGAACAGCGCGAAUAACGAGACUAAUGGUACUGGCACUGGCAUCAAUGGUAACUCAUCUACUGAUGGUAUAAUUGCUAGAGGUCUAAAGACGAGUGCUGCUCUAGUCGGUUCGGACAGUGCCUCGGUAACGUCAGAUUUGUCCAACGCAAAGGAGCAUUUGAGGGUCAAUGGAUUGGGUACAUCGAAUCCAUUGGAAUUAUCAAGUCAAUACAUCGAUCAUUUGCAGAGACAAGAUGCGAGUACACCUGUAUUGGAUGAGAGAUCCUACUACAACAACGGUGUGAACUACAAUUUCAGUAAAGAAGUGGGGGGAUUAGGUGCAUUUACACCUUUUGAAAGGCAGCAAGUGAUUAAUUUACCGGAUGAAAUUUUACAAGAAGCUUCCAAGGCGGAAAUGAGAAGUGAUAUGGGUAUUUUCCCUGAAAUUAACCGUUGUUGGAUUAUCAUAGACAAUAAACUUAUACUGUGGAACAUUAGAGAUAGUAGUGAUUUCCAGACCAUUGAUGAGAUCAAACACACUAUUUUAAAAGUUGCAUUAGUAAAACCAAAACCUAAUAUGUUUGUGGAUUAUGUGCAACAUCUUUUAUUGAUUUCCACACCAUUUGAUAUCUAUAUUUUGGCUGUUUCAUACGAUGCAUCUACCAAUGAGCUUGGCGUUUUCAAUACAGGGAUGUGCGUUUCAGUGCAUGGGCUAGAUGUUGCUGAAAUUGUCUGUUUUGAAAGAACAGGUCAAAUUUUCUUCUCUGGAAGAACUAACGGUCUUAACAUAUGGGAGUUACAAUAUUCAGGUUCAGACGAUUGGUUCAACAGUAAAUGUAAUAAAGUAUGCCUGACACAAUCUGCAUGGUCAAGUCUUUUACCAGGUAAUAUAAUAUCCAAAUUACCAGGCAGUAGAUUAGUACAGUCUUUUUUCGAAGAGGAUCCGAAGUAUUCUCAAGAGACUAUAGUACAAUUAACGGUUGAUCAGUCCAGAGGUAUCGUCUACUCACUUUCAUCUAAAUCUAAUAUUAAGGCAUAUUUGAUCACAGACCAUUCAUUGGAAGGUCCACUAACCAUCGAACCCUUUUAUAUCAAAAGAAUCAUGGGGACGACUACAGCAAGAGGUGCAGCCAUUUUGGGUACCAAAUACUUGAAAAUUUCUAAGAUAGAAACCGUUUCACAACAGGAGAAUAACAAUUUGUUCUUUGUGGCAAUCACCGUUGGUGGUGUUCGUUUAUAUUUCAAUGGAUCUGUGGGUAGAUCAUCCAUAGAAGCGUUAAGAUUAGAAUCUAUUAAAUUCCCACCAAGUUCCGCCACUCAAGAAACCAUUGAACAUGAAUUACAACAACAACAAUUAGAACAACAGAAAAGAGCUUUACCGUUUUAUUCAUUUUUAAAUUCAUCAGAGUCAAUUCUUUUGAAGUUCCAAAAGAAAUCUUCAGUCUUGUUGGAAACCUCCAACGCAUGCUCAAUCAUUUCACCUGGUAUGUUCUUCUGUCCCGUGGUUAAGAACCCAACCAGUCCAGAAAAGAACACGACAACGACAGCUGGUGAUAACAACAAUAAAAAUGACAAUAACAAAGAAUCUACUGCAGUUCAGCAUAAGUUGUAUGUAAGUGUACCAGAUUACGGUAUUCUGAAGAAUCAUGGGAAAUAUGUGGAAAAUGCCGUUUUGCUGGACACAACGGGUUCCGUAAAGCAAAUUGUGCCACUAACUCCAAGUUUCAACGCUACCCAAAAACCAGAAGGUUAUGCCAAUGAGUUCGCCACACAGUACAGCAUGGAAAAUAUGAAAGUUGCCGUUUUAACCAAUGGUGCAAUAGAAAUUUACAGAUACCGUACACCUGAUGAAGUGUUUGAAACGUUGAUUGAUAACCCACUGCCGUUUGUUCUCAAUUAUGGUGUUUCAGAAGCUUGCUCUACAGCGCUUUUCGUCACUUGCAAGUUGAACAAGUCUGAAAUGCUAAGAUCGGCGGCUCUAACAUUCUUCACUGUGGGUAUACCCGGUGUGGUUGAAAUUAAACCCAAAUACAACAAAUAUGUGAUGUCCUCGAUGCCCUCCUUCUUAUCAACAACCCCACAAAAGGCAUUGUCCUUAUAUGGUCAAAAUUUUGCUACUCCAAAUACGAAUUUAAAGUCGAAUCAACCUGGUAAUUUCGAUUUAGAUGAUGUGAUUCUUUCUGCAAGAUUUUACGGUAUUGCCUUUUUAAUUGCAAGGUUGUUUAGAGAUAUUUGGGACAAACAAGUGUUCAAAGUUAAUCCAUCCGCUAAAUUUGACUCCUCUAACCACGUCGUUAAAGAAUCCCUAGAAGAUAGAAACAUCAUUGUUGGUACAUCAAUCUCUACUUUAGAUGUGGAGUAUUAUUUGUCUUCCAUUACAAUUCUCAACGAAUUUUUCAACAGUUAUGGUGACUCUAUUACAACGAUCUCUACAGGUGUCAUUUCCAAUGGUACCGGUACAAAUUCUGUGGAUAAGUCUGAGGAAGUGGCUAACCAAGCUGAAAAUAUUGCCAUUAAUUCAUUGAUUAAAUUAGUCAAAUCCAUAAUGGAAGCUCUAUCGUUUUUGAACGUUUUAUAUGAGGAAAGUGAGGUUGAAGGUUACGAACACCAAUAUUUGGCCUUCAAGGACAUAAUCAAAUUUUUGAACUUGGAUGUUCAGACAGAAUUGACCAAAUUGAAGUUCAAGGAUCUAUUCGCACCAAAUACAGAAAUCAAGAGACUCAUCAGAGAGAUUCUUUCUUCCAUCAUUAAUAGAAGUAUUACCAGAGGCGCUUCCAUCGAAUACACAGCUACAGCAUUGCAAGAGCGUUGUGGAUCUUUCUGUUCUAGUAGUGACAUCUUAGGGUUCAGAGCUGUGGAACAUUUAAGAAGGGCUAAAGAAAUUGGUCUCAGAGAUUAUGAGACCUUAAGUUACCAUUUGAACAAUGCUAUUAAACUGUUUGAAAGAAUAGUCGAUGAUAUCUCCAUUGAAAAAUUGAAGGAAGCUGUUAAUAUCAUGUUAGAGUUGCAUUAUUUCCCCAAAACUAUUAAAUUUUUGCUCAAUAUGGCUAAUUCAAUGGAUCGUGGUAAAUUGGCAUAUCAAUACGUUGCCGAUGGAUCUUUGGAACAUGAUGAAAGAAGGAAAUAUUAUGAAAAGCGUUCUGCGGUUUAUGAAUUAGUCUUCGAAACUUUAGUCAAAGUAGAUGAAUUGAGUGCUACUGAUGUACCAACAGGUGCUGGUGGCUUUACUGUCUCUAACGAAUUGAACGCUUUGAGAGAAGAGUCUUACUCGACAGUUUUGCAUUAUAACGAUAAACUAUUCCACUACCAAUUAUACGAUUGGCUUGUAUCCCAAAGUUGCCAAGAUAAAUUACUACAACUGGAUACAGAUUUCAUACUGCCCUACCUGCAAGAGAAAUCCAAGAGUUCAUUAGAAAUUUCAAAUCUGCUUUGGAUUUACUAUUCUAAAAGAUCGAAAUUUUUGGAAGCUGCCGAAGUUCUGUAUACACUAGCAGGGUCAGACUUCAAAUUGAAAUUAGGUGAAAGAAUUGAGUGUCUUUCUCGUGCCAACGGUUUCUGCAACAGUGUUUGUCCACCAAGUCAAAAGCAGAGCAUGGUUCAACUGGCUGAUAUGAUUCAAGAGAUUUUCGAUGUGGCCGCUGUGCAGGACGAUUUACUCACGUUAAUUGCCACGGACAAUCGUGUAAAAUCGGAUGCACGUGGUGAGUUGUUGGCCCAUUUGGAUGGUAAAAUUUUGCCUGUAAGUGAUCUUUUCAACGAUUUUGCAGUACCAUUAGGUUAUUAUGAAAUUUGCCUCUUCAUUUUCAAGGUUUCCGAUUUCAGAAAUGAAGAAGAGAUCAUUGCCAAAUGGAAUGAGUUAUUUGGAUCUCUCAAACAAGAGUUAAACCCUACCGGUAAGAUGGAGGAUUCUUUAAAUUUCAUCAAUUUCCUAUCAAACGUGGUUAUUAAGAUUGGUCGUCAAGUGCAUACAUCCGAAUUUGUAUUCCCCGUGGCCCUUCUUUUCCCCAUUAUUUCCAAUUUAUUCUACGAUGCAUUACCUCAUGAUCAUUUGAAACCCGGCUCCGUUGCAUCUAUCUUCAUUUCAGCGGGUCUCACUUAUGGCAAAUUGUACUAUUUCCUCAAGGAUCUAAUAGAGACUUCAGAUUCUCCUAAAACGAUUUUCCGUGAUGAAAUGACUUGGUUGAUUAAGGAAUGGUACAAAUCAGAUAGAAAGCUAAGGGACAUUAUUAAUUACGAAUCAGUCGCUCAGUUGGAUGACUAUACUCUGGAUAAAGAUCCAAUUGAAAUUUACAUGAAGGAAACUGGUAACACUAUUUAA